UGGCACCAGUAGAAUCAUUUGGUCGAGCUAUUCCAUCAAUAAUUCUCCGGAAGGGGCAAAGCGAACAGAUUCUAGGAGCAGGGCAACAAUAAGCGACAAAAUGCAAUCUAUCUCUGUGGCAGUUUUUGCGAUUUGUUCCAUCGCGGUGCCGAGGAAAACCCAUGAACUCGCAUUGUUGAUUUUGGCCGUGUGUUUCGCAUUCGCUCUACCGUGCGAUGCCUGGGAAAUGAAGGCCGUGGCUACGAAUACGAAACCUCCGGUGGGGCCAUCGGCAAGGACGACACUGGCAAUGAACACGAACGAGAACACGAGCCAUCGAUUUCCAACGAGGCGGUCCUUCUUUUUCUUGGCACCAAUCCUCCCAUCGGCAGCAAUCGCGAAUGCCGCCGCUGCGAUGGCCGAAACCACCACCGGCGGCGGCAUCGACACAAACCAAAGCGCGAACGAUCCAAGCCAGAGGGGCAACGAAGCGUCCAAGCCACAGCAGCAGCGACCCUUUGUUUCCGCCGCAUACCCCCGCAAGGAACUCACCAAUUCCAUAGUGGCGUCGCGGGACACCAACAUUUCGCCCGCGGAGGUCUACGAAACGAUCCUGCGACUCAGGAAGGAACGACCGGGGGAAAGCGGCGUCACCGCCAGCGGCUCGGUGCCCCCCGGCCGUCCCCGUGCGCUAGACGUGGGAGCGGGGGCCGGGGUCAGCACCCAGGUCAUCUACGACCAGCUCGGGUACGUCGACAUCGAUGCCAUCGACUGGAGCGGGGAGGCCUGGAGAAUCAACGUCGUCGAGGGUGGCUAUUGUCCGCCGACCGUGAACUUCUACGAACUGGACGACGAGCGGUUCGUCGAAACGGUGUGGAAGGAAGAACACCUCGAGAAAUACGACAUCAUCGCGUUCAAUUUUGCGGUCAACCGCCAGAAGGCCCUCUACUUUUGCAGGAAUCUGCUGAAACCGGACGGUUUGCUGCUGGCACCGGUCAACGCCCAGACGGACUACUGGUUGAAGCAAACCUACCAGCUGCUGAACGCGAACGGCGAGGUGGUCUGGUCGACGAUCGACGUCGGAGCCUGGAGCGUGCAGUUUCAGCCCGAUGUGACGCAAGACACCUGCCAGGGGAUCUGGUGCAGCCCGUUCAACGGGUUCCAAAAGAUGCGCCGGUAGGAACGCCCAGCAUGGUAGUGGUUCGACGGAACGGUGUACCGAGUAACACU
Pseudo-nitzschia multistriata is the source of this 1209-nucleotide messenger RNA. The record is from the annotation of a GenBank genome assembly. Lineage: Eukaryota; Bacillariophyta; Bacillariophyceae; Bacillariales; Bacillariaceae.